AUGCAACGCAUCAUCUCAGACGGCGCCGCCGUAAGUGUCGACGGCAGCAGGCACGAGGACACCAAACGAAAGACAAGCUUUCUAUUACGCCACUUUUUCGCGCAACAGGAUCCAUCUUCAUCUUCGCAGGACCAGCUCCUACAUGACGUGGUCAAUGACUGGGCGAUUGGAGAUCAAGCAACGUCCGACGAGAUCUCGCGCCUCUGGAAAUCCAUCAAUGAGCAUAUUGAGCAGUCAUACCUACUGCGUCGCAAGCUCGUAUCAAAGUCCGAUCCCGACGAGAUAUCGGUGGUGAUCGCUAUGGAUUGUCUGAAGAAGCUCCCCGAUCGACUGCCCGAGUAUCGACGCGUGUUAGAUGUCAUCAUUACUGUGAUAGAGUCCGGACUUUACUUCUUUCGUGAACGCAGGCUCCUCUAUUUUGAAGCUUUUAGAGCUUUACAGAUUCUGGCAAAUUCAGAACAAGCACCUCAACCGUCAACAACAGGUCGCACAUCUCUGCACUACCGGCAAGACAAGAGUAACGACAUGUCAUUGCAACCGCGUAUCGAGGCUCUCUUCAAUCAGCUGGAUAAUGACGACGACAGGAAAGAGCUUUUUGCGCUGUUGCUCCGUGGUAACCGGUUGACGCUGGUAGGCGUGGCAUGCGAAGAGGUUUUGAACCAUUAUUUCGGCACGGAAACCCCUGGAAGUUUAAGCGAGUUUCUCUCGUUUCUGAUGGAAAAGAUCAGUCCAGCAGACACCUUCCGCUUGUUGAAAGAGAUCUCACAGUCACAUCUGGCCGAGCUACAGAAGUUUACCCUUGAUAACAUGGACACUUUACUAGCAGGAUCCCCUAGUGACAACAAUCCCACUCUAUUCCAGCGACUUGUCGAUCGUCACCCUCAAGAAUUCGCUGCCAUCUUAUGGCAAUCACCGUAUCUCACAGCGCACAUCUUCCAGGGCUCUGAAAACCUGGUAGUGCGUGUUUUGGAGCAAAAUUUGUAUCGCAUUUCGCAAGUUCUCACCCAGCGAGGCGAUGUCCUCCUACCACUGCUGAACCAUAUAUUCAAGGAGAACACCACAGCCCUCGAGGAAUUUUUGGUCAACCAUCCUCGCGGACUUGCCGACCUCCUCAUGAAUCGCUCUUCCGCUAUCGCUGCCGUUAUAAAAGCCAAACCAUACAUUCUCUCAGAUUUACUCCAAGCAUGUCACUCGACGUUGACGAAAGUCCUCGCUUCUUCGCCGGAGAUCGUCAGCUCAGCGAUCAAAACGAACCCACAGACUCUGCCUCAAAUUGUCCGGGAGGACUCAAAUGUUCUGGCUGCCGUGUUUGCAACAGUGCCGCAGUGCCUCGGCGAUACGCUGGAGAAGCAUCCGGACUUCUUCGUCGACCUUGCUCAUCGUAAACCUGCGCUAGUAUCCCGAUUAUUCGCAGAGCAUCCAGACCUGUUGCUUGAACCUCUGGAGACAAACCCGGCACUUUUCACGACUUUCCUAGUGUAUCAUCGCAGUAUUUUGCCAGAUUUCAAUGACCCAGACUUCGACCCCACUGUCUUCAAGUUAAAAAGGACGAAAAAGAUCGAGAUCGGUGUACAAACCAGCAAGAAUCUCAACCAAGGGCGACGCAAGCUCAGAGCUCGUGAAAAACUUCGUAGAGAGUGUGAGGAGCUUCUGGAGCCACUCCGAGCGAUAGCAGCGAAAGAAGUCACUGUCACUGCAACGAAUACACAAACCAUUGAAGCAAAAUCCGAAGACGAGCUUCUAAAUGAAGAAGCAUCAUCGACUGCUGAAAUCAUGAAUGAAAUUGCUCGACUGUACUUAGCCAAGAUUGCAGCGGAUGAGCACGACGACGCGAUGAACCGCAAGCGACAAUCCUUCGCCGACUCUGUGAUGGAGCUGUACACUCUCGAGCUGGGGUUCAAGCCCCUGGCGAAGAGAAAACUCGUGAAUUUGUUGAUUAUUGCCAAACGGAUUGGCAACGUGCCGGAAGCGAUGCGCAUCAAGUGGUUCGGGAGAUUCUUAAACGCUAUCCCAGGCGAGCGACCGCUGCCUCAAACCGCGUUAGAUUUCUUCCUUCUUGCUCUCCAGCAUCUCAUCCCAGGAGGACAACUUUCGCUGCAGUUGGAAGCUGCGUCCUUGAAUUCGUGCACUGUGUCCCAGUCUACACUGAAGACACUGGUGGACGAUCCCUUGGUUAGUCGGUUGUUUGAUAGCAAGGAGCAGUGUGAGCGCAUGCUUUCUUUCCAGAGUAUUUCGACGCCUUCGCGUCGGGACAUUAUGGGUCCAGCGACACGCUCUUCGAUCACGAUGUUGUCGGCGCUUCCUCUCGACGACGUGUUGGACUCGAUCAUGAAAGUCUGGAUGCAAUAUCAACUAAGGUGA
Messenger RNA from Phytophthora infestans T30-4, 2361 nucleotides. RefSeq lists its product as uncharacterized. The transcript has 8 exons. The record is from RefSeq and is a predicted model, not a curated record. NCBI's taxonomy places the organism in Eukaryota, Oomycota, Peronosporomycetes, Peronosporales, Peronosporaceae. Bases 1 to 2361 code for a protein of 786 amino acids.